UCUGAUACGGGGCGGUAUCAACAUUGGGGUGUAGGACGUGUGCCCCUCCUCUUGCUGGUGACAGAUAAUAGUAGCGGGUGUGAGAAGGAUUUGAACUUGCAACCGAGGCAGAGUGGAGGAGACUCCAAGUUGAUGACCGAGCAGACUGCGCUCCGAAGAGAGAGGAAAAGAGAGCGCUAUAACAGCUGGGACCAAAACAUCUGUGCGCUAAUCUACUCUUCUGGACCUUGUUCUGGGACUGGAACCCGGGCUCUUUGGAAACUAGAUCGAAUACUUACUUGAUGGAUAUCAGGACCCAAGGUUUUGUAGAGAUGUUGCAUCUCAGGCACCUGCUCUGUCUGGUGUUUCUUUGUCGUGCGUUCGCUGAACAAGGUCCAUCAUGGAGGAUGAAGGUAGAGAAGGCUGCCCCCGCUAGUGGCUCUCUGGCUGGCAGGGUGGUGCUACCAUGCCACUUCUCCAUCACCCCCACCACCCACAACCCUAGCACACAGGGCCCAGAGGACCAGCUGAGGAUCAAGUGGACAAAGCUGGAGGAAGAUGGGGAGAGUGUGGUGCUGGUGGCCCAGGGAGGAGUGAUCAAGGUGGAGCAGGAGUACAAGGGCAGGGUGUCGGUGCCCAACCACCCCCAGGCAUUAGGCGACGCCUCACUGAUCGUUGCCCGCCUGAGGGCUAGCGAUGCUGGGCUGUACCGCUGCGAGGUCAUGCAUGAGAUGGAGGACACCCAGGAUACUGUUCAUCUCAAUGUCAGCGGUGUGGUGUUCCACUACAGGUCUGCUUCUAGCCGCUAUACCUUUUCCUUUCCCGGGGCCGUUGGCGCGUGUCGCGCGGCCGGGGCAACCAUCGCUACAGCCGAACAGCUGACUGCCGCUUUCGAGGACGGACUGGACCAGUGUGACGCCGGCUGGAUGGCCGACCAGACAGUCAGAUACCCAAUCACGAAGCCCCGUCCUGGUUGCAUGGGCGAUAUGAUGCACAGGCCUGGGAUCAGGACGUAUGGGCUCAGAGACCCUAAAGAGACCUACGACGUCUACUGUUACGCAGACCAACUACACGGUGAGGUGUUCUAUGCUCCUAUCCGUUACAAGCUGACCCUUCGACAGGCUAAGCGCGUGUGCGAGACGCAGGGGGCGGUGCUCGCCUCCCCUGGCAACCUGUUCGCCGCGUGGCGCGGAGGCCUGGAUCGCUGUGACUACGGCUGGCUGUCAGACGGGAGCGCCCGCUACCCCAUCUCGGUCCCCAGGUCCCAGUGUGGAGGAGGGCUGCUGGGGGUCCGGACUCUGUACCGAUUCCCCAACCAGACUGGCUUCCCCAAACCUAUUGACAGACAUGGAGCGUUCUGCUUCAAGGGUAAGGAACCAGAGAUCCCCCCUCCUGGACCUGUGACGACCACGGAUGCUCGCAGGACAGACACGGCCACAGACGAACCUCGCACUACCUACCACGCAGGCGGACCAAACCUUACAGGCUCAACUCCCGCAGACAGAGCUGACCGCACAGCUGCAGACAAACCACACCAAACAACUGGCCAAGACAGAAGUGAGCAUACAGGUGGACCACACGAUACCGCUUAUACAGGCACAGUGCGACAUUACACUGCCACUGACGGAACACACACCGCCAAAGACGAGCAUCGCACCACUGACCGCGAGACGACAGGCAAAGACAGAACUACCCAGGUAGGAGACAGAACGACAGACCAAAAGACAGACUUCUCUGUUGGUACCACUCAGUUCCCUGAGUACGAUGGGGAGGACUUUGUCCCAGACCUAACCAAGGUAGAGUCAUUGCCCCCCAUGGGUGAUCCCCUGCUCCCCCUGCAGCUGCCCCCUCUCCCCACCAUCCGUUCCCAGCCCACCCGCCCCCAACUAGACAUCAACCAGGGGGGAGACAAGGAAGAGGGGGAGGUUCAGACAGGCUCAGGCAGGGGGGAGAGCAGUGGGAGUGGGGAGGGGAGCAGUAGUGAUGGGGAGAGUGAGGGGGAUGACCGGGGAGUGAUGACUCCCACACAGGGCUUCACGGCAGACACAGGACUGGGGUCGGACCCCUCACGCCCAGGACAACCAGGGUACCCAGGACAUCCAAAGGGGUAUCCAGGGUUAGUCACCCCAGAGCAUGGCCCCUCAGGUGGGGACAAAGUGACAGGACAGCAGCCUGCUGUGGUCUACAAGGAGGAGGAGGGCAAGAGCUCUAGAACAACAACCCACAGCCAACCAGGAGCCACGGAAUCAUACGGCAUGGACAAAUCGGUGGCUAUCCAUGAGGAGGCCUCGCCCAGCAAACCACCAAUCCACCUCAUCAUCGUUGACGUGCACGACCGGAACCAAUCAGUGGACCACAUCCUGCAGAUUCUGGGACAUCCUUUAGGGGGUAAUGGAGAUUUCCAGUCCCCUCUCAUCCCAGCCUUCCCAGUUACCCAGAGUGAGGCCAUUCGCGGCAGUGAGGACUCUGACGGCAUGCAUCCCAUCCCUUUUCCCCCAACGCUCAGCUUCUACAACGGGAAACACCAGCAGGAGGCUAGAGGAGACCAGUUUGAGAUGGCCACACCAGUCUAUGGUGAACUGGGAGGAGAGAUGGAGCAAGGAGAGGAGAAAAGCCCCACUCCCUUUGACUAUGACUCCAUCCAUACUGGAGAGACCAGCCAGUCCACUGCUACAAACACAGACGGAGAUACAAACAGACACACAGCGGAAGACACGGACAGAGGCACAGGCAGAGACAGGACAGGAAAGACGGAGAGCUCCAAUGGAACAACCCCUAAUUCCCAACACACAUCCCCAGUCUCUUCCCCAGUCUCAGCCUCAUCCUCUGGUUCCCCCCAUACUUCCCCAGAUGGCGUCUCGCCUGACGAGGACAUGGAAGGGUCAGGCGGCCGUACCCAGGAGGGCUCAGCAGAAGACACCCGACCCACCCCCGCCUCAGACAGCCAAUCAGGCGUGGUCACAGACGAGACGGAGAUUGGAGGGUCGGAGAGUGUCACACACGCCCCGUCUCAUACACACUCUGCUCACACUAAGGACACAAACACUAUUGAUACUUACACCAAGGACACACACACUCCAUCACACGCACACUCUACUCGCACUAAGGACACAAACACUAUUGAUACUGACACCAAGGACACACACACUCCAUCGCAGACAGAGGCAGGAGACUUCGAGGGGUCUUCAUCGGCAGAAGAGGAAGGCUCGGCACAGGAGGUGUACCCACCUGAAGACCCCAGAUAUACUAGCCCCGGCGGUCCUGGAGCCAUCGAAGCUCCCCCGGUGGGGCCUGGGGUUGAGGGACAGGUGACUGUUACACCCAAACCAGAAGUCAGACCAGGAACCAUGCCAACCCAGGCAGGAGAGACUGUAAGAGACCACCCUGGACAUCACACAGACUUUUCUACACAGCACAGAGACGACUCCCGCCAACCUGCCACACAGGAGAAAGAUCUCUCCACUCAUACUAAAGCUCAGACCAGACACCCCUCUACAGAUGGGAAGGACCAAACCAAUCAGCAUAACACACACGAUAGCAAUCACUCCACAGACACUCAGGAUGGAUCCAUGUACCCUCCUACACAAACCACCCAGCAUCCAACACACGUUAGGGAUCCCACCAAGAACCAGACCACAUACCAUAGAGAUCACUCCACCCACACUAAGGACCAAACCAAACAGCCCUCUCACCCUAGAUUCCCCCCCACCCACCAUAAGAACCAAACCAGUCACUCUACCACAGAUCAGAAGACCCCACAGCACCUGAAUCAAACACACACACCCCCUGCACACCCCUCCACUCCACCUCCCUCCCGCUCCAUCCCCGACUGGGCCCUGACCCCCCAGACCCCCCGGCCUGAGGGGGAGGAGUUUGUGGAUUAUGACCGGGUGAGUGGUCCUCCUCUGCUGGAUGCCGGCCCCCAUGCUCCUAAAGAACCUCAGUCCACAUACCAACCUGAAACAGGAACUGACUACUACAUCGUGGACCAGACUGUCGAUGUCAGAGGACUGCAGCAGUGCACAGUGAAUGUGUGUUUGAACAAAGCGUCCUGCUACCAGAGAGGCAGAGCCAGCAUCUGUGUGUGUCCAACUGGAUACACUGGACAACGCUGCGAGACAGAUGUUGAUGAAUGCCAGUCCAACCCAUGUCGUAAUGGAGCCACCUGUAUGGACGGAGUCAACUCCUUCACCUGUUUGUGUCUACCCAGCUACACAGGAGGGCUCUGUGAACAAGACACGGAGGUGUGUGAGUAUGGCUGGCAGAAGUUCCAGAGCCAGUGUUAUAAGCACAUCACCCACCGACGCACCUGGGACACUGCCGAGAGGGAGUGCCGUCUCCACGGAGCCCACCUCGUCAGUGUCCUGUCACAGGAGGAGCAGCUGUAUGUCAACGGUCUGGGCCAUGACUACCAGUGGAUCGGUCUAAACGACAAGAUGUUUGAGAGAGACUUCCGCUGGACUGACGGUAGCAUCAUGCAAUAUGAGCACUGGCGUCCCAACCAGCCAGACAGUUUCUUCCAGUCUGGAGAGGACUGUGUGGUGAUGAUCUGGCACGAGGGAGGACAGUGGAAUGACGUACCCUGCAACUACCACCUGACCUUCACCUGCAAGAAGGGCACAGUCUCUUGCAGCCAGCCACCAGUAGUGAAGGAUGCUCGUGUGUUUGGUUUUAUGAAGCCUCGUUAUGAGAUCAACACUCUGAUUCGUUACCACUGUAAAAACGGCUUCAUACAGAGAUACCCCCCCACCAUCCGCUGCCGUGACAACGGCCAAUGGGACAGCCCCAAGAUCACCUGCAUGAGCCCCGCUACCUACCAGAAGUCUUUCGCUUCUAGAAAACACACCGACAAUCACAAUCAUAACCAGAAUCAGUACAAUCACAAUAAUCACAACCUGUUCAACUAUCAAGACCAACAAUACAACAACCAAAACAAUCAAGACCAACAGAAGACCAACAACCAAAAGCAAAAACAGCAGAGCGAGAGGAGACUUCAACACUAAUCUGAUCUCUGGUCAGUCCUUAAAAGCGCAGAUACGGUUGCAAAAGGAACUUUCCCAAAAUUUCUGGAUUUCUGGAAAAUGUGGGAAUUUCUGAGAAAAUGUACAGUUAUUCUGCAUCCCUAAUCCCAGAGCAAUUCAGAUCAGAUCACAUCCAACGGGCUAGAACCCAUAGAUAUACAUAUAUAUAUGUGUAUGUAUAUAUGUAUGUGUGUGUAUGUAUAUGUAUGUCAAUUUGUAUGUCAAUUUAUCUGGAUAGGGUCAUGGGGUUAUUUCACAAGGUUUAGUCAUAAUCAGCAAGCUAACUCUGAUAAACUCUGAUAAAACACUUUUCUAGUUUAUAAACAGGUGUUAGGAACAUUGUUACAUAGAGGAUUGAGUCCAUUUCAAAUUCAACCAGGACAAAUUUAAGUUUCAGAAUAUUUAUUUAAGUUAGCUGGCUAACUCGAUUUUGACCUUGCUUCUUGAAAUCCAACCCCAGAUCACUUCUAAUUCUUCCUACAACCGUGACACCACAGUGCCUUAAUGGUUAACACAGUGUCCAACAUCUCCAGAACUGGAGAACUUGACUGCUUCUGCUCUAGAGAUGGACACAUCUCAAGCCUUCUGAACAAUUCCCCCUUACCCUGUUUCUUUACCCCAUAGAAAUAACCCACUAAAAAUAACAGACGUAAAACCCCAACUGUUUUGUUGGCGACACGUUUGCAAUAUUCCCAUGAAAGAGCCCCUUAAGUAAAAGGAGCAUCAAUUGUUAUGUGAGACGAAGAGCCACUCGUUUAUCACAAUCUCCGGUCAGUCACUUUAUUUGAAAAGUCACCAUGAAGUGAAAUCUGUCUCAUUAACGACUGUUGCCGUAUGGUAGGACUCAUAUCAGGGACGAGCUCAACCAGUUCCUUAUAGGAGAGGACAUGACGAGAGGUCCGUGUCAGACGGCGUCUGUGACAGGUCACCUCCUUCAGUGGCGCUCCAGCAUAUACAAACGCCGACGUCUUCUCCUUAAAGGCGAUGGGUUUUUUAAAGGGAAUGGGCUUAACCAAUUGUGUUAUUGUUAUGUCUGCAAUGACACAUUGUGUUAUUGUUAUGUCUGCAAUGACACAUUGUGUUAUUGUUAUGUCUGCAAUGACACAUUGUGUUAUUGUUAUGUCUGCAAUGACACAUUGUGUUAUUGUUAUGUCUGCAAUGACACAUUGUGUUAUUGUUAUGUCUGCAAUGACACAUUGUGUUAUUGUUAUGUCUGCAAUGACACAUUGUGUUAUUGUUAUGUCUGCAAUGACACAUUGUGUUAUUGUUAUGUCUGCAAUGACACAUUGUGUUAUUGUUAUGUCUGCAAUGACACAUUGUGUUAUUGUUAUGUCUGCAAUGACACAUUGUGUCAUUGUUAUGUCUGCAAUGACACAUUGUGUCAUUGUUAUGUCUGCAAUGACACAUUGUGUUAUUGUUAUGUCUGCAAUGACACAUUGUGUUAUUGUUAUGUCUGCAAUGACACAUUGUGUUAUUGUUAUGUCUGCAAUGACACAUUGUGUUAUUGUUAUGUCUGCAAUGACACAUGGGAGAAGAGAGAGUGCAAUGAGUGUCAGGUCUUGUAGGUGGGAAAAGUUAUGUAAGAAGCUGUGGCCGUUUAAUUUAUUGCAUAUGUUACACCUAUACACGGCCUGUGAUACUGUUCAACUGAAGUGGCUAUUGUAAGGGUGACUUGUUUGGCUGUUUCCAGACAUCUGCCAUGCAUAGAAGGAAUCUUGUCUUACAUCAUGUGGCCUUCCCAUAUUCUGUUUAGUAAAGUUCUACGAUACAGAUAUCUGAGCUGUGAUGGCGCUGUUCAGGGGGAUGACUUGUACCUGCGAGUCACCACAAACUGCUCUCAACAGAGGCGACUUUGAGAAGCAUUCCAAGGCACUUGAGCUAUGACCAUUUAUUCAGAAAUGCCAGAAAUAAUGAUUCUUCCCCCGAGGACAGAAAGGACUGGGUGAAGAAACAGCAUUGGAAGUUGGUAGCCUAGGGCCUCUGUUCUUCAGUUAGGAUUCUGGUUCAUGUGUCUUCUUUGUUUACUGCUUUCAUCCGUUCGGUCUUCUCUCCCUGUAGGUGUUCUAUCAUAGUGUUUUAUCAUCCAAAUGAUGUGUGUUUCUACCCCAGAGAGCGUGGGAUAUGCUGUACCGGGGGGGGGGGGGGGGGGAUGUGAAUACUUUGUCGGUUUUUAUGUUCUUGUCUCUGUUGUGUAUGUCCCCAAAAACCCACUAAUACUGUACCUAUACACCAUCCUGUGCUCCCAUCUCACCUUGCGCUGACUGUGCAAUAAAAAUAAAUACGAAUAAACCGAUUUCACCCA
Molecule: messenger RNA, 7302 nt
Organism: Oncorhynchus kisutch (coho salmon)
Lineage: Eukaryota; Metazoa; Chordata; Actinopteri; Salmoniformes; Salmonidae
Gene: vcanb
Product: versican b
Exons: 16
Coding region: 282-4982 (1566 amino acids)
Biological process (GO): positive regulation of neuroblast proliferation; central nervous system development; cell adhesion
Cellular component (GO): synapse; perineuronal net
Molecular function (GO): calcium ion binding; hyaluronic acid binding
Source: RefSeq, a predicted model, not a curated record